UUUGCUUAAAAAUUGAGGAAGAUACAGCAUCGUGAACAUCGCGCCUAUUCACGUUUUCGCGGCGCACCCCUCAGCGCGGUCCGGCUCGCCGCGGCCCGCCAAGUUCUGAGGCGUUACACGCUUUAAACGGUUUUCGUUUCAACAGUUUUUCAUUUCUAACAUUUAAUAAAUCAUUUUAAUGCUAUAUUACACCUGAAAUGUGUUCCAUCAUCCCUUCCGUUUUCGCUAUCCCUCCCUGAAAAAAUGUCUUAAUACAGUAAGAUUGGAUUAAUUGCUAUUUUUUUCAUCUCAGAUGAUUGUAUUACCCUUAAGAGAGAACAAACGGAUCCAAAAGUCAAAAAAGUAAUAAACUAAUAUUUACUAAAACGGGAUAAAUAUCCCCGUCCUCAACGUAUUUGUGAUGUCUCGCGAGAUUCCGCGUGAGUGACUCACUAUCUCAAUGGUUUAUUUUUUUCGAGGUGUUAUCUUUCCCGUAUUCUGGGGCUACAAUCCUGGCUAGGAUGCGGUCUUCGGGUUUCAACUGGGCUCCAGGAUUAUGCACUGCCUAGCAUUUUCUUAUCUCCUUGGCAUUUUUAUUGCACUCUGUCUGGACUUCACUAAUUCUGCAGCAAAAUAUGCAUCUUCAGUGGGCAGAUGACUGCCAAACACGCGUGUCGCGACUCCACCAGCGUGUUACUUAUUUAUGCACGUACUUCUAAACUUUUGCGAUGGACGUUGAAAUUUCGUGUUUUAUAUGUGGCCAACCGUUGGCAAAUCAACAAACAAUAGACGUUAAAAGAAAAGGAGUGAGUGCUUUUCGCAAAGCUAGUGAAAAACGGCAAGACGGGAAAGUAGAGUUGAUAGGGCGUAAAAGAAAUAAAAUAACUGUGCAUAAGGUAUGCAGUAAAAAUUACACGAGUGAGAGCCACAUUGAAGCGUGGAAUCACCAAAAUUCACCGUCUCAAUCCGUGAUUUUGCCCAAGAAAGUGUAUUUUCCAUUCACAAAGCGAUGUUUUCUUUGUGGCGAUGCAAUUGAAAUUAAAGCAAAAGGAGGUAAAAAAAAUCUCCAUCGAAAAAGUAUACGCGUUCAAAUCGCCGUUAGUAAUGUCACCCAUCCGAAAUUUGGUAAUCGCAUUUUGGAUAUAAUCAAAGGGAGAACUGAUUCAGAAAGUAUUUGCAUUCGAGAAAGAUUAGAUUCGAUCGAGAAUUUAGCGGCGAAAAAAGCAAAAUAUCAUCGGGCGUGUUUAUUUAAAAUAAAGAUUCACUCUCUAAAAGAGAGAAAAAAAAGUGCAAGUGAAGAUGACAAAUCCACCCCGGAACAGUGCGUUAAUAAAGUGACAGCAGCAAUGGAAGAAAUCUUUUCUUAUUUGGACCAACAUGAGUGUGAGUGUCAAUUUUCCUUAGGGGAACUAAUGGAUCAAAUUAAAGGGGAUUUUAAACCAUGUAUGAAAACUGUAAAAUCUCAUCUUCACAGUAAGUAUGGUGAAGGAAUAUUUAUUUCAAAACACCCUAACAGGUCGGCCGUAAUUACUCUCCGCCAAAAAGGUGAAGAAAUUUUGUCCCGAAACUUUUACAAUGAAGAGCGCGAGGAAGAUCCACAGGCAGAACGACUGCGCAUUGUCAAAGCAGCCGCGGAAAUAGUUUUAGAGGAUAUUCGAUCUAAAAUUUUCGAGAGAGAUCACUAUCCACCCUCUGAUAACUUUUUUCACAGUGUUCAAUCUGAUAUACCAGAAAGUCUCCGCCUUUUCAUUGAGACUGUGAUAAAAAAGUACAAGCGAGGAGAUACGAAAAAAUGGGACACCAAAGUUACAUCCCUGGCUCAUUGUAUUAUGACUGCUGCACGCCCAAAGUCAUACCUCUCUCCUCUUCAGAUUGGCACUUCAGCUUUCAUCUACAAAAAAAUUGGGUCUCGAAUUCUUAUCGAAACUCUUCAUUCUCUUGGUUAUUGCGCAAGUUACAAGGAAGUCCGAAUUUUUGAACUUUCUGCAAUUAUGCGGCCCCCGAUCAGGGUUAACGAGGAUUCUUUUUCUCAGUUUUCAUUCGAUAAUGCGGAUUUUAACUCGCAAACUUUGGACGGAUACAGGACCUUGCAUGCAAUGGGCGGGAUUCAUUGUGUUACUCCUACCUCUGCAAUUAUCCCCGAUCAGUGUAUUGAACGGCUGAAAAGUAGACCGUCUGCAGCCGAAAUCGGGAAGUUUGGGACCAUUCCAUUGAUGCAGUUCGAGAAAAAAAGUGAUGAUGGGUUUAAAAACGUAAAAAUUAAAGACCUUAAUGAUAUAAAGCCGAUUUCCUCCAAAAUUAAUCCGCAAAUAUCAGAUCUAAUGUGGUUGUAUGGAAAUUUCAUACAUAUCAAUAAUAUUCCGGGCGGAGUGCAUUUAUGGAAAUGAUGACUCAAGGUGAAACUUUCCAGCGAUCAUUUGUUUCAUGUUUACCGUUUAUAAACGCACCAGCUAGUGAUUAUGAUACGAUCUAUACGGCGCUUCGCGUCGCGGUUGAUAAGUGUAAAGUAUUGAAACAGGAUACCUGCAUCGUCACGUUUGACCAGCCUUUGUUUAUGAAAGCGCAGGAUAUAAUUGCUCAUUCCGGUGACGAUUCGGAGCUUAAAAAUGUUGUCGUUAGAUUAGGUGGUUUCCACCUAUUAAUGUCUUUUUUGGGAGCUAUUGGCUACAUAAUGAAUGGGAGUGGCCUCAAAGAAUUAUUAUGUACUGUGUAUGCUCCAAAUUCUGUUGAAAAAAUGAUGACGGGACAUGCGUAUUCAAGAGCUCUUAGAGCACAUUUUUUAACCUAUCAAGCUCUCACUGAAAUCAUUUUGCACUCAAUGGAAUUUUCAGAUGAAGCAAAAUCAGAAUUAGAAGAAAUUCUCAUUUUAUUCAAUGAAAAAAUAUUAACGAGCGGCAAUAAUCCCACCCUCCAUGAAUUUCUCGAAGACUUUAAAAAGAAACUUGUUGAAUUAGAGCAGCGAGGUCCUACGGCAAAAUUGUGGGUGCAAUACACGAAAAUGAUAAUGCUCGUAAGGCAAUUUAUAGUAGCGGAACGUAGUGGCGAUUGGCAGUUACACUUAAGCAUUAUCAGGAAAAUGCAGCCGUUUUUUUAUGCAAGUGGCCAUUUUUUGUACUUCAAAUCAUGUCAACUGUACCUGCAGCAAAUGUACACUCUUAAGAACAAAAUGAAUCCCAGGGAAUAUGAGUGCUUCACAUCACAAGGAAUGUUCACCAUUCGCCGUUCAAACAAAUUUUGGUGUGGUACCUGGUCGGACAUGGUCAUAGAACAAACGUUGAUGAAGUCAAUGAAAUCGCAAGGCGGUGUCACCCGUGGAAGGGGUGUUUCUGAAAAUGUGCUUUCAACGUGGAUCUUAGGCACAGUAUAUCUUCAAAAUGUAUGUAAUACCGUUGAAGAGUUUUGCAAUGUCUCGUACGAGACCUCAGAGCAACACAAGGAUUUUAGGGGCUCAAGAAUAGACCGGGACAAAAAGGACGUUCAAAAAAUAUUGACGUGGCUUGACCAGCAUCCACCAUUCCCUAAAGUUCCUGAAAUUAAGUCAUUAAGUACAGGUAUUGUAGGUAAUAGUUCGAUAAACUGUCACUUAGCUCAAGAAAUAGGUUUAAAGGGUUUUAAGCAAAUUGUCGAUUUGGAGUUAGACUUCCAAUCGAUGAAAUUUCAACGCAAAUUCAGAUGCAAUCCGCUCGGAACGAUGAGAAAUGGGAUAAAAAUCGAUGAUGAUGUAGUUCCAAUCGACCCUCAGAUUCUAUAUCGCAGAAUGUGUAUCGCUAAAAGAUCUGAGGAGGAGCUCGAAGAGUUUCUAAAAUUCGAACUUUCUCCGUAUCCCCUGUCCCUAUUUACAGAAGAGGGAUUUUACAAAGGUACGAAAUCACAUUUUUACAACGAGUUCUCUCCGAUUGACGGCAGUAAUUAUGAAUUUCAGGGAUCUCAUCACGUAAUUGACGGGGGCUUCCUUUUACAUCGAGCCAUCUGGCCCAAAAAUGAAACAUUUUUGGGGAUAUGCGGAAAUUAUGUACGUUUCGUACAGAAAAAUUAUUCAAAUAAGUCUACCAUUGUUUUCGAUGGGUAUCCGGAAAACAUUGGUGCCUGCAGCACUAAAGUCGCUGAGAGGGCCAGAAGAGAAAGAAAAAAGUCUUCGGUGGAAUUUAUUUUCGACGAGGACAUGACCCCUACUGUUUCGCAAGCAUCAUUUUUAAGUAAUAGUAAAAACAAGGAGCGCUUAAUUCAAAUGUUGAAGAGUAAAUUUGAAAAUUCGGGAAUGAACGUGCGUCAAGCAACAGAAGACGCAGAUCUACUAAUUGUCCAAACGGCCAUAGAAAAAGCGCCGGAUUAUCCAUUCGUAAUAAUAGUUGGAGAGGAUGUCGACCUACUGAUCCUCAUGACUGCUUUGUGCAAAUCGAAUAAUGUUUUCUUAAUGAAACCUGGCAAAGGGAAGAGGCCGCAAAUGAUGUAUUCAUUGGAUAGUCUGAAUGAUAAAUCUAUCACCGAAAGUAUUUUAUUUCUACAUGCAUUCAGUGGUUGUGACACAACCAGCGCCAUUUUUGGUCACGGCAAAAGCAAAUUUGUCCAAACUUUUCAAACGUAUCCAAAUUUGCAAGCCUCUACGCGAAUUUUUUACGAUCUUAAUGCUGCACCGACGGCCAUAGCAGACGCAGGAAAUAAUUUUUUGAUUCGCGUUUAUGGCUGCCGUGAUGAAAAUGUAACUCUGAAUUCGUUUAGACACCAAUUUUUCGUAAGAACUGCAUAUAGGAGCUCCCAUAAUAUUGCAGCAUUGCCUCCAACAGAAGAUGCAGCAAGGCAGCACUCUUUUCGCACCUACCUUCAAAUUCAACGAUGGCUCGGCAAUCAUAAAAAACCAGAAGAAUGGGGGUGGAAAAAAACUAAGACUGUGUUAACUCCUGUGAUGACAACGCAACCUCCAGCCCCUGAUAAACUCUUGAAAUUCAUCACUUGCAAAUGCAAGACAGGAUGUCAUGGCCGCUGCGGUUGCCGCAAAGCGGGUCUGAAAUGCUCAGCAAUGUGUGUUGAAUGCUGCAAUGCCUGCGAUAACGCCCCUGAAAGCUCAUUGAUCGAUGUUGAUUCCGACGAUGAGGAUGCACCUCUUCAAGUUGAGAUGGAGCAGUCAGUUGAGGAAACCGAGCAACUGAGCGAUUUUGAAAACGAACCCGAUCAAGAGGACGCCAGAGCGCCAAUGGAGUCAUCUUUUAUGGAUUGUUCAUACAUCUCUGAGACUUCGGAUGACUGGCCAAAACCCGGGACGUCACAGACACGGAGCGCAGCAGCCCCACCUACUUCAACACCGAUUAAGCGAAAGAGAUAUGCAAGAUAAUUGUAUUGUGAUCUAUUAUUAAUGUAUGUACGUAAAAAGGUAUACUCGUGUAUAUCCCUCAUCUUUGCAUCUCGUGUAUGCACCUCGUAUGUGUAAAAUUACACAAAUUUUGAAAGAAAAUAUUGCUCUUUUCCGUAACUGCUUUUGCUUUCUUUAUCUUUCUGAGCGAACACUGAAAACAAUUGCUGAAAAAGUUGUCUUAGUUUGAAAAAUUAUUUGAUCUAAAGCGAAUUAUUUUUACUUGACGACAAUCUUCUUCCGUUAAAAAAAUUGUUCAAUUUAGGUAAAGAAAAUUAAUGUCUUAUCGAUAAUAAAGUGAUGUUCUUUUUAGAGUAAGAAAAUGAUUUGAAUUAAAGAAAAUUUCUUUGACACGAAAGACAAUUUCAAUACGUAAAUGUUUUCCUUUAAAUGAAGUACAUUUUUCUGUAACUACAGAAACAUUUUCUUGGCAACCUUUCUUCAAUGAACA
Messenger RNA from Bemisia tabaci, 5777 nucleotides. NCBI's taxonomy places the organism in Eukaryota, Metazoa, Arthropoda, Insecta, Hemiptera, Aleyrodidae. The record is from RefSeq and is a predicted model, not a curated record.